Molecule: messenger RNA, 5188 nt
Organism: Larimichthys crocea (large yellow croaker)
Lineage: Eukaryota; Metazoa; Chordata; Actinopteri; Sciaenidae
Product: zinc finger protein 536
Exons: 4
Coding region: 1-2883 (960 amino acids)
Biological process (GO): regulation of DNA-templated transcription
Cellular component (GO): nucleus
Molecular function (GO): DNA-binding transcription factor activity, RNA polymerase II-specific; RNA polymerase II cis-regulatory region sequence-specific DNA binding
Source: RefSeq, a predicted model, not a curated record
AUGGCUGGGCUGGCUGAUCUGGUGGGUGGGCACGUGGGUGAAGACAGCUUCAUUACCCCAUCCACCCACCCAAUUAGGAGCCAGAUGGCGCUUCUGGCCAAUCAAAUAAUGGAUGCAAGGAUUCUCAGCAGUAUGAAUGGGAGAGCAGAGCUUUCCCAGUUCUUGAGAGUCACCAAUCAAAGCAUCGCCUCCCAAGUAAAUUCCACCCAGGAUGACAACCGCAAGAACAGGAAGUAUCCCUGCCCGUUGUGUGGAAAGCGUUUCCGCUUCAACAGCAUACUUUCCCUUCACAUGCGCACACACACUGGCGAGAAACCCUUCAAGUGCCCGUACUGUGAUCACAGGGCCGCACAGAAAGGUAACCUGAAGAUACACCUCCGUACUCACAAGCAAGGCAUUCUGGGUAAAGGCCGUGGGCGAAUUAGGGAGGAGAAUAGACUGCUUCAUGAGCUUGAGGAAAGGGCAAUACUAAGGGAUAGACAGACACGAGCUGGUCAUGUCAGCCAACAACAGCAAACAUCUAAUAUAAACCUACUGCAGAACCCCCAACUGCCACAGACUGUCCCGACACAACCCCCAUUCCUAACCAACUCUGGUGCUACGGAGAGCCAGCCACAUACAUCCACAUCUCCUAAGGUGACUACCAUCCCUGAUGAUCCCAUCCAGGCCCAACCCAGUGGUUUCCGCUGCUCAUUCUGUAAGGGAAAGUUCAGGAAGCAGCAGGAGCUUGAGCGCCACAUCAGGAUCCUACAUAAACCCUAUAAAUGCACCUUGUGUGAGUUUGCUGCCUCGCAAGAGGAGGAGCUCAUUGGCCACGUUGAGACAACACAUAUAACUGUGGAUUCAGGCUCAGGGCAGAAGCCAAUGAUGGGGGCCGGUGAGAAGAGGAAGCCCGUUGGUGAAUUCCCCUGUGAGGUGUGUGGCCAGACCUUCAGCCAGGCCUGGUUCCUGAAGGGCCACAUGAGGAAGCACAAGGACUCUUUUGAACACUGCUGUCAAAUCUGUGGCCGUCGAUUCAAGGAACCCUGGUUUCUCAAGAACCACAUGAAGGUCCACCUUAAUAAGCUUGCAGCAAAGCGUAAUCCCCCUGCUGAGCAUGACACCUCUGUUAACAUGAGUAAUCUAACACAAGACCAUCAAAACAACCUCUACUCGCAGUACAUCUCCCGCAUUCACAACAGGUUCCUCACAGCUGAGAGAGCUGACCAUCAAGAUUAUAACCACAACCACAUACUUGCCACAGCAGGUGUUGACAUGAAGGUUAGGGAAAUGUUAGGGAGGAUGAUUUCUUCAGGUCCAGGCCCUUUGACGGAUGCAGAGAACUCCUCUUUGUUGGGUUUAAAUCAUCUCCACCCUCCACUGAGCUCCACUAGCAUGGAAUAUCUGCAGAAAAUCAUCUCUAACAGAGAUACACUCAACAGCAGCAGCAGCAGCAGCAGCAGCUACCCAGGUUGGCAGAUCAUGACUCCAGGACUGCCUGUUGAGCAGCAAAUGUUCAGUCCUAAAGAUCAGCAGCAGUGCUCUUCCUACCUGCCUGUGGAUGAUGGGAAACUGUGUCUUGGUGAUCCAGACACCAAGUCCAUCAGCAGACCCGGUACCCCAGGCAGCAUGAGCCACCACGGGCCAUCAGAGAUCAUGACAGAGAUGGGGAACUCCCACUCUGGCAGUGCUCUCGACCCUCGACCACAAUCUUCUUCACCAGCUACAGGUGAGAAAGUCUACAGGUGUCCACUCUCCACUGACUACACCGCUGCACAGACGGCCUCCCUUGGCUUCCAUCUGGAUCGCUACCACUUCCCCCACUGGCAAAACAGCAGGGAUCUUUCUUCUCCACUGCAGCCCACCAGCAGCAGCUCAAGCCCCAACCCCAACCCCAAGCUCAGACCUAGAUCCAGGGAAGACUGGAGCCCAGUUGCAGGUCACUACCUUGGUCUGGAGAGCCACAAUGAAAAAGCCCUGCUCAUCAACAAGCAGUCCGAGCUCGCUGACAAAGAUGCAGGUGUAGACAGCUCUCUAUCUACUCAAACCAGGAAGUCCCAGUAUGAGCCUUUGGAUUUGUCCGUCAGGCCAGAGUCUGUCAUGUCUCAUUCAGCCAUGUCUCCUGCUGUAUUGGUACAGAUGUCUGGCGUUUUUAGUAAUGGACUCUCCUCCUCCAUUACCCGCCGGCUACAAAGUUACUCUAAUGCCGCAGCUGAACUCAGUGUGAAACCCGCAUAUCAGUGUGACCUUUUGGUGCAGGGAACAAAAGAAGAGAUGAACACACAGAAUGCUUGCUCCACAGGGCACGACGGUGAAGGUGAAUUUGAGAAAUCUGAGCAAGGGAGGGAGGACGAAAAUGACGAUGCUGCCAAGUGGAAGAUGCUGAAAAAUAAUGUCCUCAAGCAAGAGGAGGUGGUACAAGCCAACGUUGAUUUCCAGGGUCCUGGCGAGAAAAAGCACGACAACCCUGGAUCUUGGGGUAGAGCUGUGCCUGAAUCUCCUAUUUCUUCUCUGGAGAACUUGACUCCAGGACAGUCCGAUCAGCUCCAGCACCAGGGCGGCCUGCUUUCCUUUCUCAGAUCCCAGGGGAGCCUGAGCAGCACACCUGCCAGCGCACACAAAGUCAGUCUGAACGGUGGGGGGGACAUGGAGAAAGAUGUUGCAUCAGCUCGGAAGCCUUUCCAAUGCAGGUACUGCCCCUACAGCGCCUCCCAGAAGGGCAACCUGAAGACUCACGUCCUCUGUGUCCACCGCAAGCCCUUUGACAACAGCCUCUACCCCGACCGCCGCCUCCGACGCUCACACACGCCCCAGAGGCCCUCCAGAUUGCCUCAGAGCAUCACGGGAGAUAAUCAUGCUCCAGGAAGAGACCAGAUCGGCAUGACAUCACUCUGUGGGACUUGAUGUUGUCAUGGCAACAGCAGACACAGACAGUUAUGAUUAUUGUUUUAGCUUCACCUCGAAGGGGUUAGGAUGAUUGAGAUUGAAAAAAAAAAAAAAAGUUAACAACCAACCUUGAUGUACAUUCCAGUGUUUACUUGAAGAGCCACAGUACGUAUUUAUCUGUAGCAAAGAAGCUGCCUAUAAUAAUAAAGUCCAUUGUGAUGUGAAAGUGUAGCGAGGAUAUUUAGUGCCGUUCAUUUUGUCAAAAGUGUCCAAACGAUUUACUUGUGUUUACAUGCAUCCAUCAGUUCAACACUUGUCUGAUAGGGAGAAUGUACCGUGCCUGCCUAAAGCACUUGUUCUUUCAUCCAGUAAAUACCCUGUGUUACAUUUUUGUAAAUAUCGCUCGAUUUCCCUUCCAGUCCAGAAGUCUUGUCUAUCUGUCAGGAUAUGGUGCCAGAUGUUCAGGCUUUAAUCGCGGCAGAUGUAAUGAAGUAGAAUGUUGCACAUCGGAGCUUCCAUUUGUUCUGGAUUCCACUCCAGGGAGAAAGCCUCUCUCACAUAUAAUUAUUGCCCAUUAACUCCUAUGCUUCAUGCCCCCGUGCUGGAACAAUGCUCAAUUAAGGGGAACCAAGGAAAUGGAAAAACUGCAGAGAUUCAUUGAUAGUACAUUCAAAUCCUUUCUAUUUUUUUCAUAUUGAGUGGAACCACCCUUGUGUGUAUAUACCAUAUCUGCCCACUAGUGUAAAAUAGGCCCAAUCAACAUGACUAUUGUAUGCUGCUGCUGCUGCUGCUGCUGCUGCCGUGUACGGUAAUUUUAGCAUGAUCUGAGCUGCCUUAGCCUCCCGUGCCAAAAGUCUGCCUGUACACCCAGAGAUCACCUUGGGCAGCUGUGUGCCUGUUCAGCCGGGGCCUUGUAGCCGCAGCGAUGUGACUUUGACUGACAGUCGGCCUGACAACUCCAUUCAUGCGCCACCUGCUAGCUGUCAAUCAGGGCGGCCAUCCUGGGGCUAUUGACGGAGCUGUCAGCUUGUGUGAGAUGUGUCUGUCAAAGCCCACCCACUCUGCCACUCUGUCUCCCUGCCUGGGCAGUCUGACAUUCGUUUACUGUCCCCCUUCCACCCUUUCUUUCCAUCGCUUUCUCUUUCUUCCACUCUUGACUGUCUGUCUCCUGCCUGUUUUCCUUCAGAGACACGGCAGCCCCUUAAUCCCCGAUCCAAUCACAGAUUCUUUUGGUACACAUUUGUCAUCUUCAGACCCUCUGGUUUUUGUAAUAGACUGCUUCACAAACACUCCUGCAGGUGACUUAGGCCUGAUAUACAUGUGGUUUUUAGCGCUGCCUCUUGUAUUUGUGUGUACCCCGUCAGCGCUGAAUGACAUCGUCACCAAUCCUUUCUCUCCUCUUUUUUCCCCUAAAGUUUCUCUCUCUGCAUUCCUCCUCCUCCUCCUCCUCCUCCUUCUCCUUCUCCCUCCUCCUCUGCUCACUCACCCUUCAUCUCUCUACCUGACAGGUGACAAGGUCUAGGCCUCCAGCUGACUGGCUAAUCGGAGGCCUGUCAUACCUGUCAAUAGUUUUGCAGAGCCAUGCCAAGCCAGAUCAGGCCAGACCAGACCAUCUUGUGAGUUGACCAAGGGCACAGAGUUUUGUGGCGAGCAAUGGAAAUGCUCCAAAAACACCCAGCUUUGUGGAAAUUUUGUCAUUUGUACCCCUCUAACAGCCCUCUGGAUAUGGAUCAUCCCUAAGGCCUCAUCCUGUCAAAUCUCCUAAUUAAGCACAGUUUCCCUUAAAGCAGGGCCCUUUAAUUAAUGCCUGGGAAGUUUGUUAAUUACUACUAAUGGUGAUGAAUGUUUUAGUUAACGUCUCACUAUCAUAGUCAAUGUCAUACUCAGGCUUUUUUUCUGCUCAUCUUUCUAGUUUUUGUUACCAAUCUUCCGAGUAUUUGUUUUUUACGUUUGAACUCAAGGACUCAUCACGUCAUCGCUUUAUCUAAAAGGUUUGCGUGUUAUCAAGUCCUGCCAUGCCUUUGCAGCUUGACUGGCUUGAGAGACAUGCGAAAUACACAGAUGUCAAAUUCCUGUAUUUUAUCCACUUAAGCUUUGGCUCACCUUGACCUUUUGCUGAAAAUGACAUCCUGUUUACCUGCAGUAAAUCAAUCCUCAUUCUCUGACACCUAUAAAUAACCUUUCUCUGGAGAAAAUGCAGACAUGCCAUCACACUGACUGUCUGCAUGGGUUUAUUUAAUGACCUCAGAUCAGAAUUAUGUGAUGUUUUAUUGAUGUAAAGUUAAAGUUAACUUUUCAAACUUGCCAAUCGGCUAUAAAUAUC